AUGGGAGUUGCUGAUGCUGGCGGUAAUCAUACACUUCCCGAAUCUUCCAUCGUUCUUAAUGGCAAUGCUAAGGACGAUGGCAGCAUUGUUAGCUACCAGUGGACACAAGUCUCAGGUCCUGCAAAUGCUUUGUUGGUGAAUGCCGACAAAGCUAAAGCAACAGCAUCGGGGCUGAUAGAGGGUCAUUACGUGUUUAUGCCGUUGUGGAAGACGAUGGAGAUAAAAAUGAACCCCCAGUUGCGCGAGCCUUCAAUGCCACUGAUCCUCAUUGUGGGAGUGGCGUUUGCUGCUGAUUGGAAAGUGGCUAAUGUCGAGAGGGCUAUCGAUCUGUCAUCUCAGACGAUUUUACCAGCGUCGGUCAAGGAUAUAUACUAUAGAGAUGAGAUUGGAAACAUAUCAACAUCAGCUGUGCGACUUCGCGCUGAUUCUGUUGAUGUCGAACUGAAACCGAGUUACAUAUUCCCGCUUUUUGGAGGAUGGCGCACUUCCUACGUUAUCGGUUAUAAUGUGCCUUCUUUCGAAUAUCUUUACAAUAAGGGCAAUAAUUAUGCGCUAAAAAUGAGAGUUCUCGACCAUAUUUUUGACAGUGCUGUGGUUGAAAAGCUUACGACGAAGAUCAUCCUGCCAGAAAUGAUAAGAAAAGCGAGGCUUAUCACACCAUACAGCAUGGAUAGAAGACCCGAUGAAGUCCGCGCUACAUACUUGGACACAACUGGCAGAACAGUUAUAGUGUUGCAGAAAGAAAACCUUGUUCUAGAGCAUAUCCAGUCUUUCACUGGAGCAGAUGAGGAGCGCAAUUUACGACGAGCAUCUCUAGCACUGGCUCAUCAAAAUAACAAAUUCAAUCUUGGCGCUGUUCCCGAUGACAUCAGUGGAGAAAAUUCGUUCUUCAUAUAUGCAAGCAAAUAA
Messenger RNA from Cylicocyclus nassatus, 909 nucleotides. Lineage: Eukaryota; Metazoa; Nematoda; Chromadorea; Rhabditida; Strongylidae. The record is from the annotation of a GenBank genome assembly.